AUGCCAAAACCGGUCCCUUCGGCGGUGCCUACACGCCCCAUUAGCAUAUGUUUUCUUCCUCUCCGUACGGUCAAUUCCCGCAAACACUUCUCGUCGCUUUUCCGGCCGUUAGCGCAAACCCGGCAGCAAGAUCUGUUUCUCCCCGAGCCCUGGCAUAAAAGUCCCACUAGCUCGCCGACGCUGUUCUCCCAGACGGGACUCAAUCAAUCCGUAUCCAACGGACCCGGCAAAGACUCCAACGGCGGUGAUCAAAAGCCCCCGGAUGAGCGCGUUGUCAAACUCGGAAAAACCCUCCGCAUUCUAUCCCCACUCUUACCAACUCUUCUCGUGAACCCGCUGCCGUCGACCAUCCUCUCACCCAACGUCACCCUCCACCUCUUCCCCUCGACACACCCGCACUUGCCCACAGUAAAGGGGCGAACGCUGUACCGCGCAGCGCUAUGGACUGUCCCCGUCGCAUGGAGCAGCCUCCCCUUAGUCGGCAACGUCAAGCUCCAGAUCCUCAGUGAGCGCAUGGUCCGCGCCGGGACGGUGCUGGACCCCGAACGAUGCGGACAAAGUGACGGUGGCGAUGAGCGGCUCGUCGUGCGAUGGCGCACCGAGCCCCGGCGCGACGACCACCUGCAGCUCCCGAGCUCCGUGGGGACGACGAGGACGACGCGGCGUGGCAGCGAGCAGCCCGAACCCAACCAUGUGUCGGCUUCGAAGAACGGCAUCAACAAAGGUCUGAGCGUGCUGCUGGGCGGCGACGCGCCGAUCUUCAAGCUUGCCAAGGAAGAGCAGUUCACAGGCCUGUUUAUCUUCUCGUUUGACAAGGAGGGCCGCGUGCUGUCGCAUACGAUCGAACAUGCCGAUAACGCCACCGGCUGGGAGCGUACCGCUAAGUUCGUCACCUUGACGGACUGGUUGAUCGGUAAGGCGAGAGGGUCGUUGGAUCCCCCUGCUGAGCCGGGCCUGGCUUUCCAGGGAUGUCAGCAGUUCGAGAGUUCCGACGCGAGGGACGAUUGUCAGUCCUCUCGACGGUCAUGA
Molecule: messenger RNA, 1029 nt
Organism: Aspergillus affinis
Lineage: Eukaryota; Fungi; Ascomycota; Eurotiomycetes; Eurotiales; Aspergillaceae
Exons: 2
Coding region: 1-1029 (342 amino acids)
Source: RefSeq, a predicted model, not a curated record